GACUGGGUCUAACUGUGCUUCUGCCCCAGGAGUUGCUUCAGGGAGACCCCCCUUAGCAAGGAAAAGCUUCCAGCCCUCUGAGCAGAAAGGAAGCCAGAGAUCUCCUCCCCAGUCCUGCUGCUCUGCAGGGCUCACAUCCCCUCAGCAGACCCAGGCUCCCCAUCCACAGGAGGCAUCCACCAAACAGGCACAAAUCCACUUGGCUUGGCUGCAAAACUUCAUCCACACACAGCAGAAUGUUUAAAAAAGUCACCAGAUACAUUGUAAGUCAAAUGGAUCCAAACAAAGAAUUGGCACCUGUCGAGAGCAGCGCAGACCAGGAGUACUUCAGACCCCCCUAUCUUCUGAUACAAAAAAGAAAACAAAAUAACGUAUUCCGCUCAGAUCCCUACUACCAGUGCACAGAGUUCAAACUGGACAGUGUGCUGCUGCCUGGAGAAGAUGGGAAAAGCACAGAGUCCCUCCUUCCCUCGGGAGAUGGUUCCAGCCAGUUCGAUCUCUCAGAUAUCAAUAUUGACCAAAUCAAGGGAGAUAUCAGCGUUAGCGUUAAUGGUGCAAGUGUGGAGCUGAAAGGAAGUGGCUCCUUGUCCCAGGCAUUUUCCAUCAAGCUGCAGAAGAAGGCCAUACCAAUGGACUUACUGGAGGCAGUGAGAAAAAAUAGAAAAAUCAACAUGGAUCACUCCUUCAUCCAACAGCUCCAGAGGACAGGCGCCGAUUUGUUCUUGGUUUAUGAAAUCCUGGAAGCCUCAGAGGAGACCGUCUAUAAGGAAGACACCAAGGCAGAGUUGAGCUUCUUAGCCAAGAUUUUCGCCAAGUUCUUUGGAGAGGGCUCCACAGAGCACAUAGAAAGCAUAGUCAUACCCAAGGGCUGCACCCUGGCCUUCAGGGCCAUCCAGAUGAACAUUAGCAAAGGAGAAUGGGAACUGUCUUAUUUUAAAGAAGAUCCAACUUCAGUGAAAGGUAUCUCCUUUUUAGAGAUCCCAACACCAAAAUUAGGUGCAGUGGACAGAGAAGUUAAACAAUACUGUGGCAUUUUCUCUGAGUUGCCUUCUGGCCUGCGGGUCAUGUUCUUAAACACCAUCACAGCUGUGAUGAGAGACAGGAACCUCUUUCAAGAGCUCAGCCAGAAGAUGGAAGGAGUUCUUGAGAAAACUGAUGGUUAUGAGCUGAAAACUGAAAGCCCAGACUUAAAAGACCUGUUGAGCACCUUAAAGAAUUCUCCAAGAGAUCGUUGUCUUCAGCUGGCAAAGGGAAUAACCUACACCCUCGAUGCUUUGGCUGAGCUACUGGACAAUCAGCUGCUGCUGCUGCUGGAAUCCUUGGAAAGGAAGAUUGUGUCCCAACAGCUGCAGCUGGUUGGAAAACUCCUGGAGCACGAGCUGAAGAAGGUGGAUAUGCCGUUCCGUGUGGACACCAGCCUGCUCUCCUUCCCACAGCAGGAGGAUCAGACCUUAACCAUGGCCCUGGUGGAGCUGAGCAGAGUGAAGCUCCGGGAAGAUGGAUCAGCUGAGCCCAUGGAAUGGCCCUUUGAGGUCGUGGCCGCCCUGUACGUGGCCCUGUACGUCCUCAGCCUCCUCAGUGGCCCCAAGUAGGCACCUGGCCCUGCCCAGGGAACCCCUCCCCAAGCUGCUGGGAAACCUCUGCCCACCAGCCACUUCUCUCCCCCAGUGUCAUCUUUGUUAAUGCUCAAGGCUGCUUUGGCUGCAAAAAGCAAACUUAAGGCAGGAAAGCUCAUUAUGGAUGCAAAAGGCUGGAUAUCAAAGUGGAUUUCUCUGGCUGUCCCCCAUUGAAAGCAGAGGGACAACCAGAAAAUCCACGAGCCCAAAUAAUCACAGGCCUGGCAGCUGUGCCUCGUGUGCUUCCCUAAAAACGCUGCUGCUUCUGCAAUCCAUGAAUGGGAAAAGGAAAGGCAAGGGAAAAGGAAUGCAAAGGGAAAGGCAAGGGAAAUGCAAAGGGAAAGGGGAAAAAAAUGCAAUGGAAACAAAAGCCAAAGGAAAAGACCUGCAGUGGUCCACUUACCCUGGUCCCCCCUGGGGGUCCUGAGGGGCUCCAUGAGCUGCUGGUGGCACAAAGGUGGGGGGAUCCCAGGGCUUUCACCCACCCUUCCCUGCUCCCAGCACUGCCAUCACCCACAGGCUGCUCCAGGGACAUGGGGCAGUGCUUCAGAUACAAUUUAAAUACUCUCAUUAUCGCUUUAUAAAUAAAGAGGAGCUUCUUGCUGAGCAA
This is a messenger RNA of Pseudopipra pipra, 2226 nucleotides long. Its product is annotated as gasdermin-A-like. Gene Ontology annotation, biological process: defense response to bacterium; pyroptotic inflammatory response. The coding region runs from base 237 to 1592 and encodes 451 amino acids. The record is from RefSeq and is a predicted model, not a curated record. NCBI's taxonomy places the organism in Eukaryota, Metazoa, Chordata, Aves, Passeriformes, Pipridae. Gene Ontology annotation, molecular function: phosphatidylinositol-4,5-bisphosphate binding; phosphatidylserine binding; phosphatidylinositol-4-phosphate binding. The transcript has 11 exons.